AUGGGGCGAGACAGAAACAUCAACACGAGUCUGACGAGAGCACUAACUUCAAGGCUAGCUGUCAACCCUGUAGCUCGUGGUGGUGGCGGCGAUGAGCGCAGAAUCAUGUCUCGCUCGCUCUCAGACAUUGUGGAGAUGCUGUCAAGGAGCUUGACGGUUUCGAUGUCGCAAAGGCAACGACACCAGUCCAUUGUCUGCACGCGUGUGGCCCUGCUCACCGCCGGCCCCCUCCGUCGUACGGUUUUGCCUCCGUGA
Molecule: messenger RNA, 255 nt
Organism: Parascedosporium putredinis
Lineage: Eukaryota; Fungi; Ascomycota; Sordariomycetes; Microascales; Microascaceae
Source: the annotation of a GenBank genome assembly